CUUUCAAUCCCUCCCCUCAUUGUUGCGCGCCGUCAGUGAACGAGUCGCAUGCAUUUUAACAGAGAUUAAGCAAAUGCCACUGUUUAUUUACUCCUUUAGAUAAUAAAGAGCCCCUUUCUUUAGACAUUCUGAAUUUAAAACUUUCUUUAAGCUGAUAUCGGUUUCCUUAACCCGUUGCUCGUUCAAUCACACCUCAAUCGAACAUAAGCGGCCGUUUGCAGCACCGCCUUCGUCGCAUUGCAGGACCGCAUCCUAUACCAGCAUCCCCGUAUCUGCUCCCGGAGUUUCAUCGUAUAUCAGGAUACUGUUUGGCGCCGGCCGGCACCGCCACAAUCAUGUUCGGGCUAAGGUUGGUUUUAGGAGCGUGCCUCUUCGGCAUCUGUGCAGCCCACGUUAGGUUAACUUUCCCUCCUGCGAGGACCUAUGCUCUGGACUUUCUGGAUAAUGUCCGUACCACCGGACCAUGCGGCAUGGAGUCAAGUGAAGAUGGUCCAGUGACGACCUUUGCCCCUGGUGACGUCAUCAAUGUGACCUGGCAUCUGGCCUACGCUCACAGGGGUGGUUAUAGAAUCGAGAUCAUCAACCGAAACGAUGGGGUAAUCCAGGCCAACUUGACAGAGGGCGCGUAUGUCAGUGACAACGACACAACUGCUUGGAGCCAUGAGGUUACCAUACCCUCCAUGACUGGGGCCUACACCCUUCGUCUCAUUCGACAGGCCGCCGAAUGGGUGACCGGAAAUCCUGAUAUACCGUACCUCUUCCGGAGCUGCGCAGACAUUAAUAUUACCACAUCUGCUACUUGCAACGGUGGGGAAUGUUCAGGACAUGGAACGUGUAUGAACGGCAUGUGCAUGUGUGAUGCUCUCUACUCCGGCGAGUUCUGUCAAUAUGAAGAUGAGUGCGUCAACGAAGGUAACUGUGGAGGUGCAAGCCGGGGAGAGUGUGUUGACCUCGGUAUCACCACCCAUCCCAGGAGGCAGUGUUUCUGCAAGCCAGGAUACUUCGGCAAAGACUGCAUGAGUAUGAAUCCAUCGGGUUUCGCCAAUCCAGCGACCUAUGACCUGUCGAAUCACUUCCGCCGGGAAGUAAACCCGAGAUAUACCUUGUACUACAAAGUGAUUGAGAAUGGUGAGAUUGAAAUUGCUAUUGAUGCCAUGAGUACCACUUGGGUAGGUUUUGGAUGGAGACCACAAAACAUUAAUAGUAGCUGUCAGAACUGGCCAGUCCAUUACACCACUGGAGGCGCGGUGGGUGAGCCCGAAUCAGAGUCGGAAGCGGAAGCAGAAGCAACACCGGAGCCUGCGUCGGGAAGACGGCGACGUCAAGCCUCGGACGAGGUCAGGGUUCGAGUGGUCCGUGACAACCACGGUGACGACGACGAUCAAGCUUGGCAAUGCAUCGUCGGGCAAGGCCCCGUUCCAGAAGGUGAGCCCGAAGGCGAACCCGAAGGAACCUCCGAGCCAGCAGCAGAAGGCACCCCCGAACCCGAAGGAGAAGCGACCCCAGAACCAGCUGCUGAGGGUACUGCAGAACCCGAACCGGAAGGAGAACCAGAGGGAGAACCGGAAGGAGAACCCGAACCAGGAAGUCGUCUGCAUCCUAUGGACUGCAUGGAUAUCACUAUUGGUAUGGUAACCCAUGACAACCUAACCCGUAUCCAUGACUACUACACACGUGACCGCUCAACGCCCCGCCUUGAUUCUUUCUACGGAGGUAUGGACAACUUGGUGGCUGCUAUGGGUGUCCAGUGGAGUAAUGGUUGGACUCGAAUUAUCUUCAGGAAGAAGCUUGAAGCGACUGAGUUGACUGACCAUUCCAUCGCCAACAAUGCUCCGAUGAUGACCAUUUGGGCCCGAGGACAGGAAUUCGGUCGCUAUGUCCACGUCCCUCCCAGUGGUAUAGAGUUCUGUCAGACCAAUGACUACAUGUUCUACCGCAAGGAUGAACUCAAGUACCACGGUACGGCCCAAGACCAGCGCGGUCUCAUCCCAAGCCUCAAUUUCUACAUGGAUCCGGAAGCUGUUUCUAACAGAUGCAUCACAGAAGAAGUGGUGAUGGGAUCGAACUGCCAGGGAAGUGGGCCUCGAUGCGACAUGAGGGUCACUAUCGAGUUUAUGGAAGACACCGAUAGUUAUGACGUCACAAUCAACACACCGUUACAGGCGAACCAGUGGACCGCGGUCGGCUUCUCAAGUAACGGUGAUAUGGUCAGAUCUGAUGCUAUCCUCGUCUGGGUGGAUGACAGUAGCAUGGUGCAGAUAAGAGACUACCAACUCGAAGGGAAAGUUGCGUCAGCCGUGGUUGAGGAUAGCGAUAGCAGUGGCUUGACUAUCGAUAGGGACAUGACUUCCUACGUCAACGGAAUUCUUAAUGCCAAGUUCAACCGCCUCCGAAACACAGGCGACAGAAACGAUUUCCAAUUCACUGACGAAGAUAGUGGUUGUGCCAAACUUCUGUUACCAGUACCUGGUGAUGGUUUUGGUGUUGUGAAUGAUGGUGGCAUGCCACAGUACCAUGGACGCACACCCAUGGUAACAGGCAAAACGUGCAUCAAGGCUUGCACAACUCCAUCUUCGCCAACGGUAGGAGACGGUGGUGGUUCCGCUACAAGCCUAAAACCCCUUGUAUCAUUGACCUUUGUCCUGGUGACAAUAGCCUCAAUUCUCUUUAUUUCGCGCUAAAAUCUCGAGAAAGAAAACUUCAGGCAAUUUAUGAAUUUAUUAGAUUUUUCACUUUAUCACUUUCAAAUUAAAGGCUGAAUCAAUAAUAUACAAUAAAUUGUGGUAAAUAAUGAACAUGAUAUAAAUAAUUUUUAAGGAAUGUGUAAGCAUAUGUUGUUGUUGUUUUUUCUUAUAUGUGACAACAGGUUUCUUUUUAUUUUGUAUUUCAGUAAUUACGAAGUCCUUUUAUCCAUGCUAUUAAAAUCAGCCUAUGCUGCAAGGUCUAAAAUCGAAUAAUGUAAUUUCUAUAUAAGUUUUUUUUCCCGGUGGGCGAAAUCAAUUUUGUUAACGUUUAAGAACGUCUAACGACAUAUUUGGUACAAUUCAUAUUUUGUGUAGUUACCAUUUUGUAAUGAGCCCAAGGCAGUUGGACCGAAUGGGAUUAGCCGAAUCGGAUAUUAGGCGAAUUGGUGUUUCGGCUGAGUGUAAAUUAUGAACAAAUUGCUUUGUACAAAUUGAAUUUAAGCGGCAUGGAACUCAUUAUAACUUUUACCUAUAGACCUAGUGGUAUCUAGGUCCGAAUCUUAAUAUGACGAAGGCGAACUGAAAAUAUUGAUUUUUCUUGUAUAGCACUCGUAUACUGUUCAUUUUUGUGUAAUUUCUACAUUUAUUUAUUGAUCAAAAUUUAUUGAUCAAAUGAUUAUUUGUGAAUUUAGUUGUUGUUUUCUGCAAUCACUGUAAAUCAAGAUACGUUAUAGUUUAUACUUACAUGUAUUUUAAUUUGUACGUGGCAUGCAUGAGGCUGAUGGGUAUGAGUAGAAGUAUGCUUGAGAUAGUUUCUAACCAUACCAAUCACGGAAUUGGGUAGUUGAAGUUAUAAAUUGUCUUUGUUCAUGUUCGUUCAUCAACGUGUUAUAGUUUCUGUGUUUUCAUAACGCACAAUGCUCGGAUACUGCAGUGACGUUUUUUUCUUUUUAUGGGGUUGGGGUCAUAGAGAUAUUCUUAAUGGGGGUCGAAUGUGGCACGUACCCCAAGUGACAUUUUCAGGGGAAGGGAAGAAAGUGAUGAAAAUAUGAAGAAAAGUCAACUUUACAGUAAACAAUGACAAUCAAAAUAACCUCUGCAUGGGGCGAUUGUUGUAGCCCCCCCCCCCGGCACCAGAUAAUAUAGAGGGGCGCAGAUUGUAGCUUUUUUACCGGGAGCCGAUUUUUUUACAUGCCAUGAUAUUUAAAUGUCUAUUAAUGUUUCUCGAAACAGCAACUGGAAAAAAUACACUGUUAAUGUGAAAUUAUAACUAUGUCGAAACUCUAUGUAGGUCUAAAAAUAAACGAGUGGAAAGAUGAAUUAAAAUAAUAAACUACCCAAAUCCUUCCCUAACCAUUGAAUAUUUUGGCAUAUACCCCUUGUGCCUUCUUUUAUGUCUGAAAGUAACACAGGUUCACCCGGGUCUAUUUAAUAAUAUUGACCACUUGGCACUUCACGGAGGUGCCUUAUUUUGCAAACCAGCAUUCUGCUUUAUAACUGCAACGCACAUUUUUCUAAUAAAUCAUCAGGAAAUGUACAGCGGGUAUGAAAAGGGGUGAUUAGUUUUUGCUAUGACAACGAUUGGUGACAAUGACGAUAAUCAUGAUUAUGAUCAUGAAAAUAAGAGUAAUGAAUUAUAACGUAACAAUUUGAUGAUGACAAGGCUAUACUAUACACCCACUACUACGAUAACAAGAAUCACAGGAAUGAUAAUAAUAUCAGAAUAAUUAUGAUGCUAAUAAUAAUCACCCCCAAAACAAAAAGUAACAUAACACAGGAUUAAAGGAUUAAAAUAUAUUCAUAGGCCACUAUUUUAUUCAGAAAAUAGGUUUGGACGAUCAGUGUACUCCAAAUAAUAUUAUACUGAUUGCAUUUAUAGUAAUAAAGUUGUUAAACAAUUGGAUUGCCUAGUGUGUGUAUGAUCAUGAUUUAUCGGAAUGUCUAAAAAAUGUUCUAUAACGAAAUGUUAACUUGCGUUGAUUUUCUUUCGAUGAUCAGUUUCAGUGACUCUGAGAGAAAAUAGUCAACACGAUCAAUUGGGUAAAGUUUUUUUCUCAUUUAAAAGAAUAUAAAAACAAUUGGGUAACAAAAAAAGAAUAUGAAAAAACAAUUGGGCAACAAAUAAUUAAAUUAUAGGCGAUAGCUAAGAGUGAAUUCAUGGAAAGCAUGUAAAAUCACAAAAGAAUCAAUGGAGUAUGAGUAAUUUCAUAUUAGGGAGUAAUUUUAGAUGUACAAAAGAUGUAUAUAAAAGGAAGAGAUUAAUCAUAGAACUUUAUGCACUUUUAUCUGCUUAUAAUUUAGAGUGACUUUAUGACAUUAAAUCUAUAUCAUUCUGUCAAAUUGUUUUUAUUGUCUAUUGUGUACACAUUAAGUAUUUUUCAAAAAAAAUAUUUAAAAGAGAGUCAAACGAAACGCAUGUUUUAAUUGAUUAAAGUUAUUGUUUUAUUUUUUUGGUCAUAUUCUUUUAAAACCAAACCAAUUAAACUGACAUCAAUCCAUUCAUUGAUGAAUAUGUGGUAGUAUCGUCUUAAAUAUUGAUGAAUGGGUGAAAUCUACAUGACUGAUGAAUACUUAGAAGUGUUGAUGAAUACGUGAAAUUGUUUGAAUAUAAAUAUAUUUAUGAUUAUCUUCAGUCAUGGUCGGAAUAUUAAUGAGAGGAAACAAAUAUCUAUAUAUUUUAAGUGUAAUGCAAAUUAAUAAAACCUAUACACUUUUUAUCAUCGAGUGCAAAGCGGAAUGAAACAAUUUUGUAGUUUCAUUUUACAUAGGUUUAAUAAUAAAGGUCUGUAAUUUGUUAUCUACAUGCUCAUGUUUCUAUGUUGUUAAUGAAGACGUGACGUGUCAAUUUGUAAAGGAUCUGUCAAAGCUGAUCGUUUCAGAUAGCUAUGUUGAUACCUUAGGCAAGCCGUCUCUCAUUAUUUUUUUAUAUAUAUAAAUAUAUAAUUCCACAUUUCAAUAACAGAGGAGUACAACCAUUAUAUUCUAAAUAACAAGAUAAUUCUUUUGUUCACAACACAAAAUGAUUUUUUUAUAAAAAGAAUAUGACUUAUUCGUAUAUUGUGUUGUUAAAGAAAAAUUAUUUAAGAAAAUGUAUUUUGAUUAUAGAAAAAAGUCCUGUCAUACGAAUGUAUACACUGGCUACACAGUAAAAAUGCCGUUUGAAAUUAUAAACAACGAUUUUUACUACACGGACCUUACAGCACAAUGCUUCAUUUACUGGGUAUUAAAUAUUUCAAAAAAUAAACUUUGUUGUUUAAGAUUUGUAAACACUUGUUUGAACCGUUUAAACAACUACUGUAAUGUUCAUAUAGUAAACAGCGUUGUAUACAUAAAUAAACAUCAUUUUUACGUGUAAAACACCAUUACGUGAUUGUCCCUUUACAUGUAUUUUUUUUCUUAUUACUAUAGCGGAAAACGAUUUAAUCGACGAUUCCAGCGGGAUCUGGUCACACUUUUUUGCUUUAAUAGUUUUAUCACGACUUUUUGAAGUAUGUCGUAUCAGAAACAGAGGUUACAAAUCUGUUAAUUGGAGUGAAACAAAAAUGUAUAUUCCUUACAAAGUUUACAACAUAUAUAUAUAUACCUGGCUGAUAGAACUCCAUCGAGUUUCUAGUAAUGUACAACUCGAUGACGAACAGUGUCUUGCUUUUUAAUAUAUGUAUUUUAAUUUUGCAUUAGACAAUAAAUGAAACACGUUUUCACCCAAAGUA
Molecule: messenger RNA, 6394 nt
Organism: Lytechinus variegatus (green sea urchin)
Lineage: Eukaryota; Metazoa; Echinodermata; Echinoidea; Temnopleuroida; Toxopneustidae
Exons: 17
Coding region: 336-2681 (781 amino acids)
Source: RefSeq, a predicted model, not a curated record